Molecule: messenger RNA, 922 nt
Organism: Erythranthe guttata (spotted monkey flower)
Lineage: Eukaryota; Viridiplantae; Streptophyta; Magnoliopsida; Lamiales; Phrymaceae
Source: RefSeq, a predicted model, not a curated record
UAGAGCAGUUACGCUCUCUAAGCAUUUUCGGGUCAUUUCACAUUCGGACGACACGACGAUCGGCGAAUUGAAAGCGAUGGGUCAGUCAACCGAAUCUGCAAAAACUUAUAUGAAUCGAAUAAUCAUGAAUUUCAUGGUGACCGAAGGUUACAAGGAUGCUGUUACAUCUUUUGAGCUUGAAUCAGGAACCGAGCCAGAAAUUUGUAUUCAAAUGAUGGAUUUACGAUUGGCUGUCAAGGAAUCGAUUUCGAUAGGCAGUUUAGCAAAGACUGUCGAGCUCCUGAACGAGAUAAUGGGAACAAAUCCUCGACUCUCUUUCCAUAUCCAUCUGCAACGCAUGAUCGAAAGGAUCCGGAAUGGGAAUGCAGAUGAAGCUUUAAAAAUCGGAGAAGUGGAACUUGCUCCAAUUGCAGAGACCGAUAAAAGUCUCUUAGAAGAGUUGGAAAGGACUGCUGGACUGCUUGUUUUUGAAGAUUUCAAGAAUUGCCCAGCUGCUGUUGUUGCUCAGCUGCUUGAUGAAUCUUGGCGCUUAAACGUUGCUAAUGAGGCGGACGCAGCAAUUCUUGUAAGGAACUUCUGCGGAAGAGAUGAUCCAGGGAUUCCAGGAUCAAUGAAAAACCUGAUGCUGCUACAUAACCUGGGUGAAACUGGAUUCUCGCUGCUGGACGUUUCUUUCUAAUACUUUGAAACGAAAAGGUGCUGUAGGGACAAAUACCAAUUGUUUGUAUUCUCUGUGAAAAUUUGAUGUAUAGGGAGUAACAAAGUGGUGAUAAAGGUAAAAACUGUAAGAAAAAAAAAACCCAAUUAUUUUGUGGUUGCUAGUACAUAAACCCAAACUGUGAUUUCUGGGCGGCUAUUCUGUGUAAACUUUGCUUGGUGAGAAAGUGUGACUAUAACAAACAUGGUCGGAAUUCUUGCUAUU